This is a messenger RNA of Musca domestica (house fly), 824 nucleotides long. Its product is annotated as glutathione S-transferase 1-like. Lineage: Eukaryota; Metazoa; Arthropoda; Insecta; Diptera; Muscidae. Gene Ontology annotation, molecular function: glutathione transferase activity. The transcript has a single exon. Bases 90 to 755 code for a protein of 221 amino acids. Gene Ontology annotation, biological process: glutathione metabolic process. The record is from RefSeq and is a predicted model, not a curated record.
UUUAUUUAGUUGUUCUCAACAUUUCAUAGCGUUCACAAGUUGUAACGGAAAUCUGAAUAAAAGUGCAAAAUUAAUUCAAUACUAAUACAAUGGGAAAACUUGUUUUAUAUGGCAUCGAUCCAAGUCCACCUGUUCGUGCUUGUUUGCUUACUUUAAAAGCCUUAAAUUUGCCCUUUGAAUAUAAAGUCGUAAAUUUAUUGGCCAAGGAACAUUUGUCGGAGGAAUAUUUGAAAAAGAAUCCCCAACAUACAGUGCCCACACUCGAGGAGGAUGGUCAUUUAAUUUGGGAUUCUCAUGCCAUAAUGGCGUAUUUGGUUAGUAAAUAUGGCAAGGACGACUCGCUGUAUCCAAAGGAUUUACUUAAACGGGCCGUGGUCGAUCAACGCAUGUACUUCGAAGCUGGUGUCUUAUUUCAGGAGGGACGCAACAUUACCGCCCCAUUGUUCUUUAGAAAUCAAACCCAGAUCCCUCAACAUCAAAUCGAUAGCAUUGUGGAAAGUUAUGGUUUUCUAGAAGCUUUUCUGAAGAACAAUAAAUACAUGGCCGGAGAUCAUUUGACAAUUGCCGAUUUUAGUAUUGUAACGUCGGUAACCUCGUUGGUGGCAUUUGCGGAAAUCGAUCAAUCUAAAUUUCCCAAGCUGAGUGCAUGGCUGAAGAGUCUGCAAUCAUUAGCAUUCUAUGAAGAAGCCAAUGGUGCAGGUGCUAAACAAUUGGUGGCCAUGGUGAAAUCGAAGAAUUUAACAAUUGUACCUUAAAUAUAACCACAUUUUAUUUCUUAAAUUAUUAAAAAUAAAGAGAAAAUUUGGUCAAGGUGGUUGAAAGUA